Molecule: messenger RNA, 1934 nt
Organism: Physcomitrium patens
Lineage: Eukaryota; Viridiplantae; Streptophyta; Bryopsida; Funariales; Funariaceae
Source: RefSeq, a predicted model, not a curated record
UUCUGCCGUGAACUCGUGGCCCAGUGGUACAGUGCCCGAUCUGCACCUCUCAAGGUGGUGGUGCGUCAAGGGAGAGAGGGCCCCAUGCCCGCUUUUGUCUUGCAAGGGCACCCCCGGAAGCUAACUCAAUCGCAGCGCCCGGAGCUCGCAACUGGGGCGGGUCGAAAUGAGAGUGCGAGCUCGCCUGUAGCGUUUGUUGGCCAGCGUUGCAUCUUCUUGGGUGCUCCACAGCAAGUUCGAGUUCGCGGGAGCCGGGUUACACGGUUCGGAAUCCUGCAAAGCUUGCUUUUUGUUGGCGAUGACAUCGUUCCGUAUUCUAUUUCGUGUCUUGUGAACAAGGGUGGUUUGUGGACGUACGCGGAUGCGUGUGCGAGGCGAAGCACGGUAAUGCUGAUGUGGGUGGAUUCGCGUACUCAAAUUUCGCGAGGAACGGUUGAGCUGGACUAAGAGGAAACGGGACCCCGGAGGGGAGAUGGUUGUUCCGGGGGAUUUUGUGAGUUGGUGCGAGAAGUGACGAGGGGAGCUGGACGCGACUGAUUCGCAGGCCCCACCAUGAGGUUUGAUCGAAGAGGAGAGAGGGCGACCUACUUUGGGAGUGCGUAAGCAGCUUGGACGCGGGCGGAGGGUGGAUGUCGGUGGGGCUCGAAGGGACAGCGCCUGAGGGUGCGUGGUUUGUGCGCUGUUGUAGGGACCUUACAGGGGUGCAAAUGGUGGACACAGAGUUGGCGGACCAUGGUGGGGAGGCGUAGCAUGGGGCUGUAGCGGCAACGAUGGUAGCGCUGGGCAUGCGGUUGACAUUGGUGAGAGGGAGGGGGUGAUGUCGAUGUCGGUGUGUGGCCACACACGGCUAAACGGAACGCAGGGUUCCGGUGUUGCGAGUUGCGCGAGAAGUGGUGCGCAAGCAUUUCUGGGGUGGCGUGGAUUGGAUGUGGCGAGCAUUGGCAAGUGAUAUCGGGCCUGUGCACUGAGAGAUUAUGGAGCUAUAAGUGCAUCGGUGGAUCCGUGGUCGUCCGUGUGGACCGCUUCGGGUGACGCUAGCGAAACAAACACAAAUGAAACUCACAGUAAUUGCAACGCCGGAGCCAAUCCUGGGAAAUGGGAGGUGUGCGUGUUCAAGGGAGGGUUAAUCCACCAAGAAUAGCGUUGGCGCUGCCAUAGAGUGCAAGUGCGCGGUUUUCUGGACGAGUCUAGUUACGCUAAAAAGCCCCGUGCAAUUCGUGUCGCGCUUUAGGUGCACCUGUGGCGAAGCAUUAACGGUAGGCUGCCGGAUCAGGGCGCCCUUGGGCGCCCUGCCCGGUGGCUGCAGUCCAUAAGCAGAUGUGCGGUAGAAGGCGGAAUGAAAGUGGGCACAUGCGGGCGAAUGUGGGUGGGCUGUGAUUCCAGCUAGCGGGCGUGGGACUGAUGUAGCGAGCUCGAAGAUACCAGCCUUGCCGUAGAUGGCUGGUGCUCACGCACACACAGUUUCGGCGCCUUCUCUUGUCCGGUCCGGCAAUGUGCUGCUGGGCAAUCAUGGUGGGAGCGGGCUGUCGCAGCCGAUCCUAUCAUCGCUUGCAGCGAGGCGGUCUCAAUUCGGAGGCGUGAAUAUGCUGGCAGGGUACCCGAGUAAUGGGCUACUCAACGGGGUUUCGAAUGCCGGGCUCACAGGUAUUGCUCAGAGCUUGGGCGGGAGCGUGGGUGUGAGCUCUUUGGUGACGGGGUCGAACUCGGAGUUGCUGGAUCUGCAGAGAGGCAGCCUUGGGGCGUCGGAGGGGAUGGCAGUGUCUGGGUUAGGCGGGAUGGGGUUGCCUGCAUCACCGGCGUCGAUCACGUCGACGAUCGGGAAUUCGAUGGCGAAUCAGCAAGGGAGCUCGGGGCUGGCGCGAAUGGAGCAGCAGGUAAGGUGGUGGCGAGGGAGAGUGGGGCGAGUUGGGGGGUGGUAGUAUGCGGGGCGUGGA